This is a messenger RNA of Penicillium daleae, 429 nucleotides long. RefSeq lists its product as uncharacterized. Bases 1 to 429 code for a protein of 142 amino acids. The record is from RefSeq and is a predicted model, not a curated record. NCBI's taxonomy places the organism in Eukaryota, Fungi, Ascomycota, Eurotiomycetes, Eurotiales, Aspergillaceae. The transcript has a single exon.
AUGGCUGAAGGACUUGCCCGAUACCAGUCCACGCCCCCGAGUGACGUGACUGUCUUGCACGACAGACAAUCCCUCAACGAUUUUGUCAAGGCCAACCCGGAAACAAUCCUCUACCCCGAGAAUGGAGGAUACUAUCUCAAAGAUAUGGACGAAGAAGUCCUUGCCAUCACAGCUGACGACUUAAGCAAAGAAUUAGACGCUGCUGUUGCCAGCGUUGAUUCCGACCUCCUUGGAAACGACUCUGCUUCCGACAGUUCAGCUGGAUCUGGCGCUGCCGCAAAUGUCACGAAGAGGAACGAGGAUAUGCCUUGUUACCCCAACUGUCAGCACAACUACUGCAGUCACCCCCGGUGCUUCAAUUCGGCAACCUGUCUGCACUACUCAUUUUGCCACGUGUGUUUAACAAGCUCGAGAAAAGUUUGUAUCUAG